Molecule: messenger RNA, 516 nt
Organism: Kluyveromyces marxianus DMKU3-1042
Lineage: Eukaryota; Fungi; Ascomycota; Saccharomycetes; Saccharomycetales; Saccharomycetaceae
Gene: MPO1
Product: 2-hydroxy-palmitic acid dioxygenase MPO1
Exons: 1
Coding region: 1-516 (171 amino acids)
Biological process (GO): sphingoid catabolic process
Cellular component (GO): endoplasmic reticulum
Source: RefSeq, a predicted model, not a curated record
AUGAGCUCUAAUUCUAAUCUUUUUGACCUUGAAGCGCAGUUGGCCUUUUAUAAGGCGUAUCACAAUACGUCGGGGAACGUGUUCAUUCACAGUAUCUUUGUGCCCACGAUUUUGUUCACAAGCAUGCGAAUUUUGAACGACGUGGAGGUUUAUGGUGGGUACAAGCUGAGCCAGAUACUUGCAGCGGCCUUUGGAAUUUUCUACAUAGCAUUGAAAGUUCCUACUGGUGUUUUGGCAUCUGCCAUAUUGGUUGGGAUGAACAAAGUUUUGAACGAUGGGACCGUGGACAUUACUGCUAAAACAGCCUGGAUUUUGUUUGUUGUGAGCUGGAUAUUUCAGUUUAUCGGCCACGGCGUGUUUGAGAAGCGCAAGCCUGCGCUUCUCGACAAUUUAGUGCAGAGUCUUGUGCUCGCACCAUACUUUAUUCUAUUCGAGCUCUUGUUCAGCAUUGGAUUGAUGCCGGACUUGAAGAAAUCCUUACAGGCUCGCGUUGAUGCAGAAAGGAAGUCUCGGUAG